UACUCCAUUUUUUAGGUGAAACUAUUGUAGGUACUUCCCACAUCUAAAUUUAAAUAAAUUUUAAAAUCCAGACAUUGCAAUUAUCUAGACAGUUACUUGCAUUUCUAAAUUGAGUCUGAGAUGGGUUGUUUUCUCCGAUUGUCCUCAGCUGGCAAAAAGCACCAAAUACGUCUCACAUUGCAAGUCAUCCCAUAUUCCACAAGAAAGUGUACUGCACUGCAUCUUAAAAAAACUGUAAAAGAUUAUCAUUGCCAUCAUUUAACUUCAGUGAGACCAUUGAAAAGCACUUAAGGCUACCCAUUAAUUACCACCAUUUUAUUUAUAUGGUUCUGAAUAUGUGGAUGAAUUACUUCAGCCUGCAUUAUUAAUACUAUAAUAAUGAAGGAACACUGUGAACCAGACAGUGCAAUGUAUCAUAAGGACACGUCAUUAUUCUUUGAAAAUACAUACGUGCACACAUGUAAAUUCCCACACGAGUUCUUAUACUCAAAUCCCAGUUUGGCUGCCGCUUUGUCAAUGUUUCUGAACAAAGCAAUGCUGUUGCUGCCUCCUUGCCUGCAGAAGCAUUUUCAGUGUGACCUGCUGAAACUUUUUGGUUAUAGGUUACGCCUCUCAGGAACUGUUUUCAAGAGGGUGGUUUGGGAUUUUAGUGCCUAGUUUCUUCUGAAACUCUCUGCGGGCACCAGAAAUGUCAUAUAAAUUUGCCUAUAAAGCACAGGUAAAUUCUGAAGCAAAAUAUGUAAGCUAAACAAAAAAAUCAUUAACUGGUUUCUAUUCUUCCCUUAAAGCUUAUUAUUUUUCUCAUUGGUGCUUGUCCUAAUUAAAGGGAGAGGACCUUCUUCCUUAACCAAGCCAAAGAGACCAAGAAAAUGACUUGGCAGCCUGAAUCCCACCUGUGAAUUGGCAGAACAUAGGACAUGGACAGUGCUCCCCUCAGCUCCCAAAGGAAAUCUGUCAGGCAGGCACUUUCACAGCAUGCUUUCUAACAUGCACAGGCAGGCUUGACAUCCAUGCAAAAGAGAACUCAAAAUGCACCUAGAGGGGCCACAGAACAUCAGCCUUUAGGCUGCUAAUUUAGCAAUGAAAACACAUGAACAGGACCAGAGAGACCAGGGUUCAGUCUCCUCCUCCUCCAAACUUCACAAGAAGCAACCUUCAGACGGAAAACAGAAGAACACUUCACUUUCUGCCUACAUUUUCCUGGCCAGUAGAUUACAAAAUCCUAAUCUUCUUCUGAUCCAAUAAGUAUCAAAAUCCUCUCUGUGGGGAAACUAAGUGCAACUGGUAGAACGGGAAAGCUGGAAAACACAGUUUCUUUGCACCACAGUCACAUCACAUUACUAAUAAUAACUGAGAUUUUGGAAGAAAGAGAUGAGUGAGUUUUUAGUAGAUCAGGUGGAGAAGGGGGCUGAAAUCAAUCUCUACCUUCUGCCAUGGUUGCUUUAUUUCAAUAAAAAGAAAACAAGAGAAUAAAACUUGUUUGCUGUGUAUGGGAGGAUAGGAAGGCGUAAUAUGUCUUCCAAUAACCAUGUUUAAAACAAAAAAGACAAAUCAUUCUCAGUUCUUAAAAAAAAAUAUCAAUUUUUCUCAUAAGUGAGAUUACUGGUAGUGAGUUCAAGCUGACAGAGCCCUGCAAUAUGACAAGGAAAACCAUAGCUAAGGUUUAGUCAUGCAUCCUAUUUGUCUCAGAUGUCAGAUGUAAGCAUCUCUUUGCCUCAGAGGCCAGCUGGCUGGCACCUCAGGUAGUGCUGUUUCAGAUUGCAUUCAGUCCUAACUCUUCUCAGGAAUCAAAUAAAGAGCCUAAAUGUCUACCCCAGGACUCUGGGUUCCUCUGCAAACGCAAGUACUUAAAAGUCUGAUGUGCCGCUCAAGCUCUUAAUUGGAUUCAACCCUAUAAUUUCUUCCAUAAUGGGAUGACCCAGCAGGAUCACUUACAGCAGAGCACGAAAGCAAGUGCCAAAGAAGUGAAAAUGCAGAAGUGCAAAGUUGUAGUAUUGAUUGCUUAAAUUACCUCAUUCAACAGCCUAAGGCUGACUAUGAAUAUUUCAGUAUUGUACACCAUUUCAGUUUCACAUCUAAUGUGUUUCUGGAGUAAACAAGUGAUGCUUGGGAAAGCCUUCCUUCCUUAUAAACAAAAUAAGACAAGGGUUUCCGAAGAAAACUCAGAAGCAGUCAAUCAGAGAUUUUAAAACAAACUGAGGCAUAAUGGAAGACUCAUUAAACAUAUCUUCAAAAUAAUUCUGUAAUAGCCUAAUGGGUUUAUUUCACUGAUUUUUUUUUCAAAAUACAAUGCCACUAGUAUAAAAAAAAUAGUUGAAAAUCCUGUCAUACUGAAAGAAAAUUAAGGUUCAAAAUGUCAAUGAUUACACAGCACGGGGAUUUUGUUGUGCUACUGCGCUGUCCAAACACCUAAACACUUAACAACAAGCUCCAGAAAAGCUGUGGCAAAGUGCUGCUGGAUGUUUCAGCAUGUUCCUCUAUUGCUUUUAAUUUUGUGCAAUGGUGCCACAUUGUUUGAGAACCAGUUACUGGCAAAGACCUCUUUCACAGAUGGUGAGUGGGGAUGACACAAGCAGGUGUCUGCCCUAGCAGAGAACUGGAGGAACAAGGUCUUGCCUAGAGAACCAGCAAGGCACGUAUAACAUGACAUCCAUAUGUAUAACAGCUGAGAGAGUGUCUCUGCCAUCCAAGCAGGUACCAUGGGUGCUAAAACUACUGUUUGAGAUAAAACUUAUUAUUAGCAACCCUCUAUGUAAGGGGAGGGAAGAGGCUGUGCAGACAGACACUAUUAUAUCAUACAAUCAAGUCCGCACAUGCUGGAGACAGAGAUCUGUAAUGGGAAGACAAUUUUCCCCAUAGACUUUCUGGCUGAAUUUUGUUUUCUGUUCUUGGUAAAAAUGUUUAUAUUACAGACAGUUGACUUCUCAGUACUUAAACAGAAGUAUUUGCAUAGUCAGAUCAGCCUAGGUUAUGCCACAUAUAAAACUACUGGAUAGCAUGACCAUAAAAAAAUUGCAAUCCAGAUGAAAUCAUAGAGAGUAAAAUGUUCUAAAUUUUUCAGGCCUCUACUUAAGGCUUGAUUUGUGACCAAUGCCCAGAGCCCAGACUAUAUAUCUGAAUAUCCAGAAACCAGUUCUGGAAAUGCUUAAUUGAAAAAUUUCUAUCUCUCUCAGCCCACAGAAUGGGACUGACCAUACUUACAAAAAAAUCUUAAAACUUGUAAUCACAAGUAUACUAUAUAAAUGCCAGCUAGCUUGACACUGUGUGAAGUGAAUAGCAGAUUAUACAUUACCAAAAAAACCCAAAACCCAAAAAACCCACCUUUCCAAAGGAAACCAACACUAUCAGGAAAAGACAUAUGCCCGCUUCUUGCCACCUACAGGUGAAACACUAAAAUCCUCGUAGUUCAGCAGAUAAUUAUGUGUCAGACUCCAGUUUGGAGAGCAAAUUGCCCCAGAAAUGACAUUAAAUACAAACAGCACAGGGAUUCCAAAUGUUGUGCCACUUAUGGAAUAUUUUAUGGGUUUAUUUUAAAGUGGAAGCAUUUUAAAUUUUAAAUACUUCAUUUUUUUAUUAUCAGUCCAGUUGCCAAGUCUUUCUUUAUUUGUUCUUUUAGGGAGAACAGCUGAAAGAUCUCCUUUUUCCCUUUUUCUUUUGUGUCCUAGUCUCAUGACAUGUUCCUGCUAAUUACUGUUGAUUAGCAAACAGCUUGGCAAUUAAUCCUGGCAAGUUAGUCAUUAGUUUGAUAGCACUGCAUGUCAUCCAAAAGGUAGGGGGAAUUUAUUGUUAGUUUCAGACAAUUAGCAAGGGGCUGGCAGAGCUCACAACUGCCUAAAAGCUCAGUGUUCCAGAACUGCUGAGAUAAAUUACUGAAUCAAUUAAAUCACAUCAGUGGAUGUCUGCAAGCAUAUUUAAAGCUAGCAAACAAGCUACUGAGAAUUAGUGGGAGGAGAAAGACUAGCAGGAGGUUUUUUUGGUGUUGUGUUUGGUGGUGUUUUUCUUAAGCUGUUGGAGCUUGUUCUGUUCUGCCACUAACAUUAGUUAAAUAUAGCUAAAAGCUGGUGUUGACUUAAAGCAAAAUAAUCUGGUAAAGAGUAAGAACUAAAAUGGCUUUCCUUCCAAAGUGGUUAACUUUUCUGAAAGGCAAAGAAGUUGUUAUUGCUAAUGCUAUAAUUGCAAUACUGACAAUUGGUGGGCAGCAGCUUUUCUCUUUUUUCACGUUCAGCUGUCCCUGUCACGUUGGACAGAACCUUAUUUAUGGGCUGGCUUUCCUAGGAGUUCCUGCACUGAUCCUUCUGAUUGUUGGCUAUGCCCUGAAUAACCAGACUUGGAGGCUGGUUACAGGCAAAAGAUCUCAUUUUGAGAAGGUGACUAUAUCAAACCGGUUCCUGAAAUGCAAAUUGAUCUGCUUUGUCCUGUGUAGCAUCACUGGGAGAGCACUGGUUGCUCCAGUAACAUGGCUAGCAGUCACCCUGAUAAAUGGCUCAUAUUACGUCUGUGCUGUGAGUGAGUAUGUCCCCACAUAUUAUUAUGGAGCUAAUCCUAAUGUUACUGCUAGUGAACACAGAAGGAUACUGGCUACAUUUCCAUGCAGUCAGUUAGUUCCACCAGAGAUGACCCGGGCAAGAGAUGAAGUGAUUCUCCUACUCCGAUACCAGUCACAAGUGGCUGGCUGGCUUCUGAUUGCUGUGGUAGUCAUCACUGUCUUCCUGUCUUACUGCCUGGCAAGCUGUUUCUCCCCGCUCAGCUUUCUACAUCUCAGAUACUGGAGCAGCUAUGUCCACAAUGAGCAGGAGCUCUUUGAUGAGGCAACGGAGCAGCACUCCAGGCUCUACGCCAUGCAGCAUGUAAGGAAGUUUUUUGGCUUUGUCCCAGGAAGUGAAAAUGUAAAGGAAAUUCGCAUCCCAUCUCUCAAAGAGUGGCAAGCCAUUUCUGGACUGGCCUUUCUAAAACAAGUGGAUGAGGAGCACUAUGAUUACAGUCUCCUCCAUGACUGGGCACUCAAGGAACGUGCAAAUGGAAAAUACUUGAAGACUGAUGAAGACCCUUUGAUCAAAACACAGCUCUGAGGAUCCAAGCCACCACACCACCUUGCAGAAAUGCAGGAUCCUGUCUAGCUCUGUAUCAGACCUCAGCUGCUCUGGAACUUUCCAAUGCAUUAUUACGUUGAUAUAUAAAGUAUGUGAGCAAGUACAUCUUGUUAAUGUAGUCCUUCAGCACACACUUACAGAUGCCUUUACUGAUGGCAUCUGACUCCUAUGGGAUGUGAUCUAUGUCUAGAUUAGGGUGGGCUGUUUCAAGCUGCAGCUCUCUGCUUUCUAAUAGUUAUGCUAAAAGGAUAAAUAUGUACUGGGAAAGUUAUUUGCAGAUGCUUUUUUAAAAAUUUUUUUUCUUCCCAUUAAAAAGAUUUUUAAUAGCUUUGACUGGAUCCUCUGAGUUAGUCCAUUCUGUAUAGAGCAAAAGCAGCGAUUCAGCUUUUUUCUUAGUGAGCCCUAGCAGAAAUUACUCAUGUCUCCUCUUCCACUUUUUUUUGUAUUGUAUGAAUAAACUACACUGAGCUAACUAACUACAAGCUAAGUCUGUGGCUACAGAAGCACAGAAGAAACAUAGGGGAAAUCUUAUUGUCAAAGGCUGAGUCUAGAUACAAUGAUGAGAGAACUUUCAAUUCUGGUAAGGAGAGAAAAUUCCCACUGAGGCAGAGGAUGGAGGUGUCUAACAUGGAGCAGCAAACACUUGACAUUUGGUAAACUGAGUUGAAAGGUGUUCUGGCUGAAAGCAGUAGCAAGAUCAGUCUCAUUUUUAGAAACACUUCAAAAUCUCUAAGGUGUUUAUGUGCUUGCCCACUGUACAAAUAGCAAAUCAGGAUAGGGAAAAAAUCUCCCUUUGUGCAGUAAGGUUUGCUUCGCCUGCAAAGAUCUUGUAAUUUAGACAUACCACUGGGCCCAUGAAUGUUAUUGUGAUUAAAAAUUACUGAAUUUAGUGAAAGAAGGAUUAAUGAUGUUUUUGUGUUAAUUCAGUGUGGUAUGAUGUGAUGUUACUCGUCUCCUCUCUAACUCCUUGUGCAAAUGUUUCUAACUCUAAAAGGGGUUGGGGGGAAAUGCAUACCAUAAUUUUUCUUAAUGCUUCCUGUAUUGCCUUGUAAUGUACAUAUACACAUGUUGUAUGCUCCAAAGCUAUAUGCUAAACUAUGGGAUGCUAUCUGUUAUAAAUAAAUGACCCCUGGUGGUUGAGGAGGAGAAAUAUAAUUAUUUGGUAUGUUUUACUAGAAAAUGUAAGAGCCAGAAGUAAGUUAAAUUGCAGAUCUUGGUAAAUAUGUAUGGUCUUGGAGAUUUAAAUUUGUAAACAAAAGCAAGCAUUUUAGCAAAUACAAACAAUGUAUUUGUUGAAUAACUGGAAACUAGGCAUAUUUUACAUCACUUUACACCAUUCAUUUGAACCCUAAGCUUUUGCAUAGGUAGUGGGUUGACCCUGACUGGACAACAGGUGCCCAC
Molecule: messenger RNA, 6491 nt
Organism: Pseudopipra pipra
Lineage: Eukaryota; Metazoa; Chordata; Aves; Passeriformes; Pipridae
Product: calcium homeostasis modulator protein 5-like
Exons: 2
Coding region: 4107-5069 (320 amino acids)
Cellular component (GO): plasma membrane
Molecular function (GO): monoatomic cation channel activity
Source: RefSeq, a predicted model, not a curated record